This is a messenger RNA of Opisthorchis viverrini, 1352 nucleotides long. RefSeq lists its product as hypothetical. Gene Ontology annotation, molecular function: protein binding. The transcript is spliced from 10 exons. Lineage: Eukaryota; Metazoa; Platyhelminthes; Trematoda; Opisthorchiida; Opisthorchiidae. The record is from RefSeq and is a predicted model, not a curated record. Bases 39 to 1352 code for a protein of 437 amino acids.
ACUUACUGCUUUCCGCGCAAUCGCCAUCAUAAUUGGCCAUGGUUUUCAUUCAGGUUCUGAUCUAUGGAAUCUCGAGCCCUGUUGGACUUGGAAUAAUAUGUCGGAACCGCCAUCAUGUAAUUUUUAUCGUUUCCACCAAACCAAUGGAUUUAUUAGGCGUGGCUUCCCUACUGUCAACCCCUACGUCGGAAUCCCUUGGUGGUGCCAGGGAAGAAAUGUUGACGUCCACAACGUUCUCAACCAUAUCCGCUCAAGAAUUCGGUUACGUGGACAUUGUUGGACUGCUUCUCAGGCAUGGUGCAGACGUAAAUGCUCGCUCAUCAGAAGAUUCAACCCCUUUGAUCUGUGCAGCUGACGGUGGAUAUCUCAACGUAUUGGCAUUGCUUUUAAACGCUGGAGCCAGAAUGGAUUUACUAAACCACAACGGUGAAACUGCAUUGGCUCGCGCUACUAGAAAAGGUUGGGCACAUUGUGCACGACUGUUACUAACGUACGGUGCUAAUCCACAGCCCAUGGCCACUGAUGGUCAUCCGUUGGUAGUGUCUCCCCUGCACUUGGCGCGCCAGAUGCAUCAGACAGCCAUUGAGAAGGACAUACUAACCAGAUCUGUUGCCAUGGAGAACCGAAUGCUGGAAAUUGUGAAGGCCACCAUCCCAAAACAUAUUUCUCUGCUUGAGCCAGGACAUUUGGUGGACACAAAGACGUCGAGCUUUUUCCCAAUUCAACUCGUAUCUGAAGAACAAUUGUCCCGAUUUGUACUCUACUUCAAAACACCCCCAGGCUAUGAGAUGGUUGAUGUGAACAAUAGUCUCGGAGUUAAGGGAUCCUCCUCGUCGGACGAAUUGAUUCUUGUGUAUGUCGUCCGUGUACAGCUACUGGACGGCCAUAUCCGACACUGGUUAACAGGUCCAGGGUUUGAUACAGUCCGCCUCAGCUUCAACGGGACUCGCCGUCAUUGCACCAGAAUGCCUGGUUGUACUGAUUACCCCGGAUUGUGUGUCUAUUCCGUGGCGUCAGCGAUCAAGAGCGGUGGUCUGAAUACACUCUGCUUGGACUCGUCUUCUUCAACAUGGAAGCAUGGAUCCAUAGACACUCAGUCAUCUCCCCGCUGCUCUACUCCGUCGAUGGUACUCAUUGGUGCAUACCGUGUUCGGAUCGAUGUGACUUCCUUGAUACAGGCCUCCGCUGGACUUACUUUCGGUGGACCCAACAAACCGACAAUUUAUAUCCCGCGAUCACUAUCGAUGGUAGAACUGACCUACCUCUACUGUGAAAAUGCACGUUGUGACAUGGACAGUCGGUUGACCGAAGGUCAAGAACAGCGGGAAAGUGGUCAGUCUGCACGUGAGUAG